AUGUCAACUCAAACCAAACCAUGGAAGUACUCUCUGCAGCCGUCACCUCACUUGGACGGAACAAAUAUCCCAACUACUGCAUUCCCAUUGCAGACAGAGACGAUUCAAUCUUUGGGUCUUCAGAGUGCGCAGUUUGAAGUCGGUUGCUUGCAGGACUUGGAAGAACCAGAUGGCCUCAGUCCUUUGAUACUUGGAUAUGCCCGUUGGAUUAUGUCCGUGAGUGAUCAAAGUCGUAUCGCCUUUUGGAUCAUGGCAGAAGAUGCAGAAUCAACUGUGAAAUACGCAAUCGUGAUAGCUCAGCGGACAGCUGAACAUGAAGCUCUCACAUGGGAGGUGUACGAGGCUACCCUCGAAGGAACAGAUAACGUGGAAUUCGGAAUGCGCCUCGUAGAGGCCGCAGAGGUGGAGGUGGAUCUGCCAACUUCGAUUCGAGUACUAUUGUGCAUUGACUUGCAAUCGUCGAAUGGAAAUCUUACCUAUCGAGGAGAAUUGGAGCAGGGAAUAAAUAUAUCAAGCUUUGAUCUGUUGAAAUACUAUAUGCAACAACCAGAGGGCAAAUAUUCCAGUGCCACCUUUUGGAGAAAGGAGCUGGCGGAGUUUGUCGGCUGUUCCGAGAGAAGCUUUCCCACGAUAUCCUGUGACCGUUUGAUCGCCUCUACUGGUAACACUCCAGUGCUCACCCAAACUCUCACUAUGGGUGUGUCGUGGGAUCAGUUGGAGACCCUGGCACAAGAAUUCCAUCUGAAAUCACCCGUCUCGGUGGUUCGUGCCGCGUUUGCAUGUAUACUGGCUGAAUAUCUCGAGUCGGACAGGGUCAUCCUAGGAGACCGGCCAUCGGCAAAUCCUAAAGAUAGCGGCUCUGUAGCCCUGGUCCCAGUCCUACUUUCCGAUGAUGAUACUGCGAAUAACUUGUUCUGUCGAGUCGAUGGUUUCACCGCAAGAGCAGCCACAUUCCCAAACCUACCUCUAGAAGAACUUCGUGAAAUUCUCCGGGUUCCUUCAGGUGGCACCCCAUACAAUGCGCUCUUUACCCAUCAUUUUGAUACGUUAUCCUGUGAAAAUUUGGAGACAACAUCGCAUGAGACACUCAUGCCAUGCCUCGGUGCUCCCAUGCAUCUCAACUUCCAACGUUCAGAGCAGGGCGUGCUCAUCUGUACACUCUCUGUCAGAGGUGAUUUGAUGGAUGCACCCCACUUGGAGUUAGUUCUACAGCAAAUCAAUGCCCUCACUGCUGUUAUUUCCUCCGAGCAUGCUCAAUCAAUUCGAGAUCUCACACAAUCCUUUCCCAACAACCUGCUCUCAGUCCAUUCACCGUCAGCUAGUGACCAACUUCAACAAGCCCCCUUGCUAUCCCCUGCACAUUGGGUCGAUCAUUGGGCAUCCAUAAAUCCCGCAUGGAGUGCCCUAGAGAUUAUCGAGAAAAUCAGCGAGGAUGAGACUGUUUCCCAGACAUGGACGUACGACGAAUUAUCCCAAACCUCUAACCAGCUUUGCGCAUGGCUGAAAGCUCAUGGAUGGCGCAAUCAAUCCAUAGCUGUCUGUCUUAGCCGCUCUUUCAUGGCUUACGCACUUGUUCUGGCUAUUUGGAAAAGCGGAAAUUGCUAUGUGCCUGUGGCAGAAGAUCUCCCGGAGGCGCGCCAGAUCUUCCUUCUAGCAGACAGUGGUGCUAUGGCAUUUUUCACGGACAAGAGUGUCGCCAAGACAAUUGUUCCCCCUGAUAAUUGCCUAGUGAUUGAUAUUGAAGACCCCGAGCUUCUCGAAGAUACCUGGGUAAUCGAGCCAGCCACUGAAUUCGAUCCCAAACCAACUGAUGACUGUUAUCUUCUCUACACCUCUGGGUCAACGGGGACGCCCAAAGGCGUGCUAGUCAGUCGAGGAAAUCUCUCUGCCUUUACCGAAGCGCAGUCAGAAUAUAUCUGUCGUGAUGUGCCAGAUACCCUGAAAUUGAAAGGCACAGGAAGUUAUCUUGCGCAUGCUAGUCGGGCCUUCGAUGUACACAUCUGUGAGAUGGUGCUGGGCUGGCGGCAUGGUCUUCGUCUGGUAACAGGUCCUCGGACCAUGCUUCUGGACAAUUUGUACCUGGUUCUCAGUCGACUGAGGAUCAGUCAUGCCGGUUUCGUGCCUUCGCUCCUCGAGCAUGCCGGUAUUAGCGCUGAGCAGGUACCGGAUCUGCGAUAUCUUGGCGUUGGAGGGGAGAAGAUCUCAGAGACAAUUAUCGAGCGCUUUGUGGGCAAACCAUCCAUUGCGCUCGUGAACGCAUACGGCCCGACUGAGGUGACAAUUGGAAUGACAAGCCACACAGUAACGCCUCGGUCUACUGUGCGCAACAUUGGUACGGCUGUCGGUAACAUCACAAUCCACGUUUUGGAGCCCGAUAGCACGAGAUAUGUCAAGCGAGGCCAAGCAGGAGAGCUCUGCGUGACAGGUGAUUUGGUCGCCAAUGGGUACCAUCGCAGACCCGAUGCAGGCGGCUUCACUGAUUUGAAUGGGCAACAAAUGUACCGCACUGGAGAUAUUGUGCGCUUGAUGGCCAACAACUGCGUUGAGUACCUGGGCCGGCGAGAUAGCCAGGCUAAGAUUCGUGGUCAACGUCUCGAGCUUGAAGAAGUUUCAGUCGCGGUCCGUCGAUGUGCAGACUUUCCCGUCAAUGUCACCUCAAUAGUGACGCCCUCUCCAAUCACCAAACGCCCUCAAUUAGUCUCCUUCAUCAGUCCUUCCAGCAACCGACCAGAAGAUACUGGAACACAAACCACUUUCCUAAAGGACAAAUACCAAACAUGGGUGCCAAAGAUCCUGGCGCGCUGCCGUAUCGAACUACCUGCGUACAUGGUACCCAGUAUCUUGCUCACCGUCAGUUCAAUUCCUAUUCAGAUCUCAGGAAAAGCAGACAAUCGCCGUCUUGUGGCCUUAUAUGAGAGUAUCCCUAUGUCAGACUUGCUCUUGGAGUCCGGAGAGAUUGCCAUUCAGCUUCCUCAGACGGCCAUGGAGCCAGAUACCACACCUUUGACAAUAGAGGAGGAGGAGGUCCGUGAUAUACUCUGCUCUCAACUGCAGAUUGAGCAAAGCAGUAUCACCAGAGCCACCAACAUAUUUCAGCUGGGAAUCGAUAGCCUCGCUUCUCUCGGUGUGGCUGCCAAGAUGCGCAAGGCAGGCUAUGUUUGUGCGGCGAGCGAUGUUCUUUCCAACCCUACAAUUGUACGGCUUGCAUGUUUGCCACGGACUCACAAAUCCGGCGAAGGGCCAAGAAGGGACUUAUUCUCGGACGAAUCAGAUGAAGCUUCACGGAAAAUGAAAGAACUCGACCAAGUGUUCCGAAUGUCCCAGAAACAAUUCGCGGGCUCCUGUAUUUCUGUGAUUCGGCCAUGUCUACCUCUUCAAGAGAGCCUUGUCUCCAAUUCCGUGGGUAGCCCAGUCCCGUUGUACGUUAAUCACAUCAUGUGCCGUCUGGGACCAGACAUCACGCUUCCUGCGCUGAAAAUGGCCUUUGAAGAUUUAAUACAAGAGAGUGAGAUUUUGCGCACCUGCUUCCAUGUUGCAGAUGACAGAAUAGUCCAGGUUGUUUUGAAACCUCGUGCUGUUAGCCUUCCAUGGACCGAGGUCCCCGUGUCGGAUGAAGGCACCGCUCGUGAUCUGUUCAAUAGCGUUCAAACUGGGAUUGCAUCGAACCUCGUCCGCCAAAUCGAGACCAAGCCCCCACUACAUCUUCUUGCAGCCACUUCAGCAACCAAGGAAGGAUCGGGGUGGUUGAUGCUAUCCAUUCAUCAUUCCAUCUUUGAUGGUGCCAGUAUGGAUGUCUUCCUCGGCCGGCUUCACCGACACUACACUGGGGAGACAGCCAUGACCCCGGUCGAUCUCACUCCACUUUACCAUUAUUUUGCUACUAAUGAUGGGAAGCAAGCUGAGCAAUUCUGGACUCAAUAUCUUGCUGAUUGCCUGCCAGGUAUCGUCACCAGCCAUGAAGGAACCGAUAGUUCGUAUGAAAUUGUCACGAAGAAGUUGUCUUUCACAUUAUCCAAAAUCUCCAAAUUCGCCUCCGACAAUUCCACCACCGCAUCCAUGGUUUUAGAAACAGCUUGGGCAAUCACAUUGGCAAAGCACUUGAACCAAAGGGACAUUAUCUAUGGCCGAGUAAUGAACGGCAGAGGAAUCCCAGUAGGAUCAGUGGAAUCAAUGCUAAUCCCCCUCGUCACAACGAUCCCUGGUCGGUUCCAGCUUCCUUCUGGUGAAUCGAGGGUGGUUGACCAGAUAAAGACGCACACCGAGGCUAUCAUUGGAUCCCUACCAUACCAACACACACCACUUCGCGAUAUCCAGCGGUACGCUAGUGCGUCCGGUCCACUUUUCAACUCGAUGUUUUCAUACCUUGCAUCUGGUCCUCGAUCCUCGGCGGACAAUAUGUUGUUGGAAAUGGAUAGUGCCAUGUCAGUGGACUACCCCCUUGCACUAGAGAUCAAAGCGGAGUCAGAUCCCGACACAGUCACUUUGCGCUUGAGAAUUGCCAGUGAUCAUUCCUCCUCCGACCAAGGCCAUGCGUUGGUCGACGCAAUUUCCACUCUUGUUGAAGACUUGCUCUCUGAUGGAGAUGUGAUCGUUGAUGCUGGAACAAUCUCUCAACAACAGAGAAAACAGGAGCCCAAAUGGGACGAAACGCAAUGGAGCGAAAGUGAAAUCACUAUUCGCGGAGCUGUGGCCGAGAUAACAGGUAUUUCUGAGUUGCAGGUUUCGAAGAAUGUGUCAUUCUUUGCUUUAGGAAUUGACUCUGUGAUUUCAAUUCAUCUGGCUCGACGCUUACAGGAGAGUGGACUUAAAGUAUCUUCCAGUGAUAUUCUGAGAUAUCCAUCAAUCGGUACUCUCCACAAGUCUUUGGAUAACACCAUUGCCGUUUCCGAUGUACCGCUUGUUGAUGAGACUACGCCUGAUCAGGGCUUGAGUGUUGAUCUGUUCGACGCACAUGACUCAAUUGUUGAAACUUAUCACUGCAUGCCUUUGCAAACAGCGAUGAUCGGCCAAUGUUUGAGCUCUGAGGGUAAAGAAUAUGUUCAUCAUCAUGCAGUUGAGCUUCCAAACGCAGUCGACUUCGAGAAAAUGAUCAGUGCCUGGCAAAAUGUAGUAGAACAGGUCGAUAUCCUUCGUACCUCGUUUCACCGGCCCCAUGCAAGUCGUGAAUUCCAUGCUGCAGUCCAUCGAUCUGCGGUAAUACAGUGGUCACAUGAAGAUGUUGCAUCCCUUCCUGUGGCUGUUGAGCAAAUAUCCCAGCGAGCCGCUUACCCGAACAUCAAGAACUUUGACAGGCCCCCAUGGAAGAUCACUUUCCUCACUGAAGCUUCCCAGAAACUUAUGGUCGUCACCAUGCAUCACUGUCUUUAUGAUGGAUUUUCUCUUCCCAUGCUCUUUGCUUGUGUGGAGAAAUAUUACCAUGGCCAUCAGAGCCAUGUUGGCUCCUUCGCACCUGUAGCACGCAAGAUUGCAUCCACGCAAGAAUCAUCCGUCCGAUUUUGGACUGAUUCAGUAGCGGGAUACCAAUACCCACAGCUCCAGUCUCCUCCGGCCCCGACCUCCACUACCAGUGUCCAGUGGGCAGAGACCAAGCUUGAAAGCUCAGUAGCCACAUUGCAACACCAAUGCGGCUCACUCAAUGUUACCUUGCAGACUGUGGCGCUGCUUGCAUUUGGCAGAUCAUUGGCAUUGCGUCUUGGUCAGCGAGAUGUGGUUUUUGGCCACGUAGUAUCAGGACGAGGAUUUGAUGUUGAUCCUACGGCUUCGGUUAUUGGCCCCCUGUUCAAUACAGUUCCCUUCCGCUUGAAGCUUGAUUCUUCUCAAAGCAUCCGAUCGGCCUUGCGAGAUAUUCAAAUGUUUUGCAUCGAUUCCCAGCCUCACCACCAUGCACCAUUGAGUCUCAUUCAGAAGAGAUGGCGUCUGACAACUAACGGAGACAACUCUUCGUUAUUCAAUGCCAUUUUCACGUUCAACAAAUCCCAAGCUCCAACGCAAGAUUCAUUUUUCCAGCCCUACGAGUUUUCUCGCAAGCCGGAUGUUCCCCACCACCCAUUAAAUGUGGAAUUUGACCAGACUGAGAAAUCUCUUGUGAUCCGGGCAACCAGUCGUGAUUUCCUGACCAACGACGAGCUGCACACUUGGUUGCAUAAUCUUGCCCGGGGCAUUGAGGAUAUCGUUUUAUCUGAAAACAAGCCUGUUCUCAAUUUCCCUUCUGGCCUCAGCGAUUUGCCCUUAGUUGCCACGGGUCCGCAUCAAGAUGAGGAGAAGCCUGUAGACACUCUUGUCCUAGGCCAAAAUGUGCAAAUACUUAGGAAAAUCCUUUCAGACGUUACUCAAAUAUCGAUGGAAACAAUUCAAGAGGGCAACAGUAUCUUCGCACUCGGAGUCGACUCAAUCUUGGCACUGGACGUUAGCAGUCGUUGCCGCGAGGCUGGACUGAUGGUCUCAGUGAGCGAUAUUCUUCAAGGACGGACAAUUCGAGGCAUCGCGAUGCUCGUUGCUGGUAAGCCCACUCAACCCCGUGGCUCUCCAAAAAUCGUCAAACCCGAUAAUUUCGUUGUCAAAUCGGAUCCAAAAUUCAACGCAUUGGAUAUUCUGGGUCUAUCUGAAGAUAACAUUGAAGCGUACAUGCCUUGCCUUAGCGGUCAGCUAUUCUACAUAUCUGCGUGGCUCCAAAGCAAGCGACAACUGUGGGAGUUUACGUUUGCGUUCAACAGUCGCAUUAAGCUUGAUCCGGAACAAGUUCAAAACGCAUGGCUGCAGCUACAAAGGAGACAUGAAAUCCUUCGCACAUCGUUCGCAGCCGUCUCUUCAAACGAAGUCUUGCAGGUUGUACAGAAAGCGAGCAAAACCAGCGGAGAAGUUCAGGUGUACAAUGAGCAAUCUACUGGAGACUUGAAUACUUUGGUUCAAGACCUGGUUCAUCGUAUUGCUCGUAACCCGUCUGAUCUCUUCACACCUCCUGCCCGGCUACACCUAAUUCAGCACCCUGACUCGGACGUUCUUAUACUUACCUUGCAUCAUGCUUUGUAUGACGCGUGGGCGAUUACGAUUCUUGUCAAGGAGCUAGAAGCCUUGUACCAGGGAGAGGAUCUAGCACCCCCGUGCGAGUUCUCUUCUUUCAUAACCAGCACUCUUCAAGCAGCAAACUCCGAGUCCGCACAAAGCUACUGGGAAGGAGUGCUCGAAAUGGGCCAACGAACUAUUCUCGGACCAGGUUCUGCUAGUCAUGAGAGCAAUCUCCACAUUCGAUCCUCUGAGCGCAUCUUCUCUCGCAAGCUCCGCGAAAUCCAAGUUCAAUGCCGGAGACUUGAAGUUUCUGCGCCGUCUUUGAUGCUGCUGGCAGUGGGUCGCAGCCUUGCGCGUACGGCAGGCAUUUCUCAUCCAACAUUUGGUCUUUUCCAAUCCGGGCGCUCAAGCGAGUAUCCGAGAAUCCAAGAUAUGGCAGGCCCUACCGUUAACAUGCUACCACUCGUGGUCCCGGAUGCUCUGACGUCCCCAACUCCACAGGCUCUGGUCGCCAUGCAGCAUGAUUUGGUACAGCGAAAUCUCCAUGAUCAGACUGAUCUUCGAACUCUCUGCGAGAAGAUGAAAGCAUUUGGUAAUGAGCUACAGUUCAACGUCAUUGUCAACAUUGUUUGGGGUCAACUCAAUGGUUCUGCUGCUGAACAAGACAACGACUCCAUUUUCACUCCUUUCCCCCUCAACUCUCCAAUUGAUUCUGAGUUUGAAGAACCACCGGUUGGAAAGACCUCUGUUGAUCAUUUUGACUGGAAAUGUCUACCCGGCGUUGGUGCUAUCUAUUUGGAGGUGAGCUCUAACGAGCGAGAUGAUGCGCUGUUGUGGAAAGUUGAGUAUACAUCGGAUUUGAUCUCAGACGAUCAGGCUGAGCUGUUUUUGAACACUCUGGAAAAAGAGAUGGAUAAUAUUGGAGAAGCUUGA
Molecule: messenger RNA, 7938 nt
Organism: Penicillium expansum
Lineage: Eukaryota; Fungi; Ascomycota; Eurotiomycetes; Eurotiales; Aspergillaceae
Gene: sidC
Product: nonribosomal siderophore peptide synthase SidC
Exons: 2
Coding region: 1-7938 (2645 amino acids)
Biological process (GO): amino acid activation for nonribosomal peptide biosynthetic process; secondary metabolite biosynthetic process
Cellular component (GO): cytoplasm
Molecular function (GO): catalytic activity; phosphopantetheine binding
Source: RefSeq, a predicted model, not a curated record